Molecule: messenger RNA, 3229 nt
Organism: Cucurbita pepo subsp. pepo (vegetable marrow)
Lineage: Eukaryota; Viridiplantae; Streptophyta; Magnoliopsida; Cucurbitales; Cucurbitaceae
Product: PPR repeat protein
Molecular function (GO): protein binding
Source: RefSeq, a predicted model, not a curated record
UUCAACCAAAAGCUCCGUUUCGGCAAUGCCGGGAACCUUCCCUCUCUCCUCCAUUUCCGUUGAGUAGAGUUCUUAGUCCAUCGCUGAACAACAACCAGCUUCUUCCACCGAUUCUCGAGCUUCUUAUUCUCGAUGUUCAGAUAAGAAUUCAUAUGCAAUAUCAAUGGCGAAGAGAUCAGUAGCAUUCCCGUUCUCGCGUCUUCUCCUCAGUCAUGUCUUCAAGAACCCUAUGGACGCCAUAUUCCAUGGAUUUCCCCCUUCCUCUCGAAACCCAAAUCUCUCUCUUCUUGGCGCACUCUUCUGUUCCACUUCCUCAUCCAGAGACGUACGGAACCUUCUUGCCGAGUUGAAGAUUGAGAAGCAGUUUAUGGAAUCGGUUUCGGAUGAGCAAUCGAUUGACUUGAGUAUAACAAGCAAUGUUAGAGAGAAUGGGCUCGAGGAAGCACUUUCUUUGUAUGAGGAAAUGGUUGGAAGUGGGAUCUUCCCUGAUGUAGUAACUUAUAGUUCCAUUUUAUAUGGUCUUUGUAAGCAUGGGAAGUUGUCUGAAGGAAAACUUCUUUUGAGGGAGAUGGAAAAGAUGGGCAUGCAUCCUAAUGAUAUCUCAUAUUCUAUCCUUCUCGACGCAUUGUUUAAGGCUCGGAAAAUUAAAGAAGCAUUAAUGACACUGGGUUGUAUGAUUGUGCGUGGGAAUAGCUUUGAUCUGAUAGCAUGUACUGUUUUGAUUGAUGGAUUCUUUAAGAAUGGAGGAAUCAAAGAGGCUGAAUAUAUAUUCAACAACUUAUAUCAACUUAAUCUAGUUCCGAACUCUAUCACAUAUUCUGUUUUAAUUGAUGGACGUUGCAAGUUAGGAGACAUAAAUGGUGCUGAAUCUUCUCUGCAUGAGAUGGAGGAGAAACAUUGUGUUCCUAAUGUCAUCACAUAUUCUUCUAUGAUCAAUGGUUAUGUGAAGAAUGGAAUGCUUUGGAAUGCAUUUAAUGUAUUGAGAAAGAUGGUACACAAAAAUGUGAUGCCAAAUAUAUUUACUUAUGCAAUUCUACUUGAUGGUUCAUUCAAAGCUGGUUGGCAAGAUAUUGCCCUUGAUCUUUAUAAUAAAAUGAAACAGAAGGGAUUGAAGGAUAAUGUUCUUAUACUGGAUGCUUUUGUGAACAACUUGAAAAGAAGUGGAAGGAUGGAAGAAGCUGAGGAUUUAAUUGCAAAAAUGGAAUCUGGAGGUUUAAUACCCGACCUUGUGAACUACACAAACUUGAUGGAUGGGUUCUUGAAGUCUGGGAAGGAGUCAUCUGCUCUUAACCUGGCUCAGGAAUUGAUAUCCAAGAAUGUAGUGUUUGAUGUUGUUGCUUUUAAUGUCCUAAUUAAUGGUUUGUUUAAGCUUGGGAAAUGUGAUACUGAAUCAAUUUAUAAAGUAAUGGGGGAUUUGGGGUUAUCUCCCGACUCAGCAACAUACAACACCAUGAUAAAUGGUAAUUUUAAGAAGGGGAACUGGGAAACUGCCGUGCAAUUGUGGAAUGAGAUGAAGAGCAGAAAGUUGGUACCAAGUGCAAUCACAUGUAACCUUAUGAUAAACGGACUUUGUGAAGCUGGGAGGAUAGAAAAUGCAAUCAAUAUUGUGAAAGAAAUGGUUGUGAUGGGUUUGUACCCCACAUCAAUUACUUAUAGAAUUCUACUCAAUGCAUCCUCAAAGAGUAGAAGAGCUGACACUAUUUUACAGGUCCAUAAGUUGCUUGUUGAUUUGCACCUUGAAGUCAAUAAGGAUAUUUACAAUAUUCUCAUAAGCAACUUGUGCAAACUAGGAAUGACUAGGAAGGCAACUGCAGUGCUGAAAGACAUGGAGAAAAGAGGAAUUUUAGCUGACACAAUAACGUACAAUGCCCUGAUACAAGGAUACUGCAUUAGCAGCCAUCUGAAGAGAGCUUUUACAACAUUUUCUACUAUGUUGUCUGAAGGAGUUUCUCCAAAUAUUGUAACUUACAAUCUCCUUCUAGGUGGUCUUUCUAAAGCUGGGUUAAUACGUGAGGCAGAUGACCUACUCAGCGAGAUAAAGAAACGGGGCUUAGUUCCCAAUGCUUGUACCUAUGAAACUCUGAUGUGUGGCCAUUGCAAGGUUGGAAAUACAAAGGAAGCUUUGAGAUUCUACUGUGAGAUGGUAAUUAAGGGAUUUAUUCCAAGAGCGGGCGCCUAUAACACGCUUAUUGGUUAUUUUUCCAAGAUGGGAAAAAUGAGCCAAGCCAAGGAGCUAAUGAAAGAGAUGCAGAGAAAAGGUGUAUCCCCCACUUCUUCCACAUAUGACAUACUGAUCUGUGGAUGGUGCAAACUAUCUAAAAUGCCAGAACUGGACAGGACAUCGAAAGUAUCAUACCGGGCUGAGGCAAAAAGAUUACUCAAUGAGAUGAAUGAUCGAGGAUUUGUUCCUUGUGAAAGUACUCUUUUUUGCAUCGGCUCUACAUUUGCUGCACCUGGGAAGAAGGCUGAUGCUCGUAUGCUAUUGAAGAGCACAUUCAGGAAAAAGCGUGAAUGAGGGCUUACUGGGGUGAGUUGAAGAAGUUGAAACUUCACAUAUAGACGAGAGCUACAGUUGCAUGCGCUCGGGAAUCUGCUGGUAUACUCAGGACGUGUUAAUAUGUUGGUUCAGAAAGUUAAAGUUCUUGAAAGGGACUGUUUGAAAGUGGGAAAGAUGAAAAACGGUGAAAUAGAAUUGUGCAUUCAAAAAAGUGGCGAGAAUACUUCUUGUAUGGUCUUCUUUGCUUACAAUGCAUGAGAUUCAAGGCGUUUCCAAAGCAUUUCAUGGGAGCUUCAAGGGACAGUUUGCUUCGAGUUGGUUGGAGAAAGUCUGAAUUUACUGGCCAUAACAGACUUUCUGAAACUGUACAAGCUUAAUGAGAGCAUGUCAUGGUGAUGGGAGGAAGGAUAUGGAUGAAUAAUGAACAGAAAGUGAAACCUCAGGCAGAUAUUUGGAGUUUUCUGAAUGUUGAUGCAGAAUUGUGGUGGCAUUGAAGUGGCAAAAAUUGAGUUCUAUGUUGAUAUAAUUUAGAGCUCUCUUUCAAGUUGGCUACAAGAAAGCGAAAGGGAAAGGGAUUUGUAAUCUCUCUUAUAUUUGGGUACUUUCGACAAAACAUUGGUUUGCUCCGUAUCUUCCGACAAAUUGGUUCAACAUUUGUGAUAUCUCACAUCGGUUAGAGAGAGGAACGAAGUGUUCCUUGUACGGGUGUGGAAAUCUCUCCCUAGUAGACAC